Sorghum bicolor (sorghum) is the source of this 2217-nucleotide messenger RNA. Its product is annotated as probable glucuronosyltransferase Os01g0926700. Gene Ontology annotation, biological process: glucuronoxylan biosynthetic process; plant-type secondary cell wall biogenesis. Bases 645 to 1907 code for a protein of 420 amino acids. Lineage: Eukaryota; Viridiplantae; Streptophyta; Magnoliopsida; Poales; Poaceae. Gene Ontology annotation, molecular function: glycosyltransferase activity. The transcript has 4 exons. The record is from RefSeq and is a predicted model, not a curated record.
CGAGGGAGGGAGGAAAAGGAAAGAAACCUGACAUCUGAUGCGGAGGCAAGCCCCUCACCAAACCUCCAUUCAUGGAGCUCAAUAACAUUAGUUAUUGGCCUAUUACGGGAGGACUACAGCUCAUCAUUGGUGUGUAGAAAAAGAUUACGAAAGCAGAAGGAAAAAGGGGAGAUGCAUGCAUACUCCUAUAUAGCAGUAUCAUACAGCAAAAGAAGAAGAAUCAGCCGCGGACAGCCUUCCUAACCCUCCUUUCUCGCUCAUCCUUUUCUUGCUUGCAGUUGGUAUUAGAACAUGACCCCUAUUCCUCCGUCCUCCUGAAGCUCUGCUGUGCGUGUGUGCGCGUUGGAGGAAGGAGGAAGGAAGCCUAGGAAAGCCACCGCUCACCUUCUCGCUCGCUCCCCACCAAACGCCGCUUGGUAGGAGGAGAAGAAUUGGCCCAAAAGCUUCCCGUUGGCCGGGAUCUCUUCUUCUUUAAUUACCCCCUGGGGAAGUGGGGAUUGCCUCGCUCAUUAGACCAGACCAGACAGGGAGGGAGACAGAGAGGGUUGGGGGAGGAGAGUAGAGAGUUAGAGACACAGAGAGACAACGGGUGCUCGGUGGGAAGAGGAAGAGGCUCGUGGGGAGGGGGAGGGAUCCAGAAGAAGAUGAGGCGGUGGGUCUUGGCCAUCGCCAUUCUUUCCGCUGCUUCGGCGGCGGCGCUCUUCCUUGGGGCUGAGGCCCAGGCGGUCCAGCAGCAGGGCCACCAGACAGAGAGGAUCUCAGGGAGUGCUGGUGACGUGUUAGAAGAUAACCCUGUUGGGAGGCUCAAGGUUUACGUCUAUGAUCUCCCCAGUAAAUACAACAAGAAGCUGCUGAAGAAGGAUCCUAGGUGCCUGAACCACAUGUUUGCCGCAGAGAUCUUCAUGCACCGGUUCCUGUUGUCAAGCGCUGUCCGAACUUUUAAUCCUGAAGAAGCAGAUUGGUUCUACACGCCUGUGUACACCACAUGUGACCUGACUCCUUCGGGUCUUCCCCUUCCCUUCAAAUCUCCUCGCAUGAUGCGCAGCGCAAUUGAGCUGAUUGCCACGAACUGGCCUUACUGGAACAGAUCAGAGGGUGCAGAUCAUUUCUUUGUCACACCACAUGACUUUGGUGCUUGCUUCCAUUAUCAGGAAGAGAAAGCAAUCGGACGGGGAAUCCUUCCCUUGCUUCAGCGUGCUACACUGGUUCAGACCUUUGGACAGAAGAACCAUGUCUGCCUGAAGGACGGGUCCAUCACAAUCCCACCAUUUGCACCUCCCCAGAAAAUGCAGGCUCACCUUAUCCCCGCAGACACCCCUCGGUCCAUCUUCGUGUACUUCCGUGGUCUGUUCUAUGACACCAGCAACGAUCCUGAGGGUGGUUACUAUGCAAGAGGUGCUCGUGCAUCAGUCUGGGAGAACUUCAAGAACAACCCGCUCUUUGACAUCUCAACCGAUCACCCACCGACUUACUACGAAGACAUGCAGCGUUCAGUGUUCUGCCUGUGCCCAUUGGGUUGGGCUCCAUGGAGUCCCAGGCUGGUGGAAGCCGUGGUUUUCGGCUGCAUCCCGGUGAUCAUUGCCGAUGACAUUGUCCUGCCCUUCGCGGAUGCCAUCCCGUGGGAGGAGAUCGGUGUGUUUGUCGCUGAGGAGGAUGUCCCAAAGCUGGACAGCAUCUUGACGUCAAUCCCAACAGAUGUUAUACUGAGGAAACAGCGUCUCCUCGCAAACCCAUCGAUGAAGCAGGCCAUGCUGUUCCCCCAGCCUGCUCAGGCGGGUGAUGCAUUCCACCAGAUCCUGAAUGGGCUCGCACGCAAGCUCCCGCAUGGUGACAACGUCUUCUUGAAGCCCGGGGAGAGGGUCCUGAACUGGACCGCCGGGCCGCCAGGCGACCUGAAGCCUUGGUAGCAUCUGCCUGCCAUAUUACUAGAACUUUUUGGGGAAAAAAAAGGAAGAUUGAGGACAUGGUGAUAUAUAUACGUGCGCCUUUAAGUUACCAUGGCUGCAUAGUUCUGACCACAAGCCAAAUGUACAUUUUUGUAUGUUCUUUCUCCUUUUCCCUAUAGCUGCUAUACCUGUAUACCAUAUAUCUUCAUUUCUCUCUCUUUUUGCCCCUUUCACUAGGUGAUGAGAAUGUCAGCCUUGUCAAUCAUGUGGAUACCAUAGUCGAAAUCUACAACAUUUUACUCACUCUGAAUGUCUGAUCUCAUUUUCAUUA